UUGUGGCGAUUCCGCAAAGCGUCCGAUGUACCUCGUCGAUGGCCGCCACCGAACCCAAAGCUUUUGCUCAAAGACUUUAAGAUUCUCCUCCACCGUCGCGACAUGGCGCUUGCCCGCCUCUGUUCGUCCUCCGCUGAGGCCAAUAUCGAUGUCCCGAAUCGUGCUAAUACUAUUUCAAUUCAUGGAGAUAACAAGGUGAAUAAAAUCGAUGACGAUAAUCAUGCGAACAAUCACUGUUCUAAACCAUAUUUGCUACCGGAGGGGAAUUUAAAGGAAGAGGUGAAUGAGUCUCCAAUGGCGACCCUAUCCAUUCCCAAAAUUUUCUCUCUCUUCACCCCAUCGAAACAGCCGCCCCCGCGGUCGCAAAUUUCUCGACGGUCCCUCGUGUCCGCCGCCGCGACCGACCAACCCGAUUGGUCUCCCCUCGUCCUUUCCGAUGAAUCCCAGUCGUCGGUUUCCAGUUCGUCCGACGUCAUGCGCGUGGUGUGCCCCUCGCUCGCCAACGCGAACAUAUACUUCAGGUCACAACCAUACAAUGUCGAGGUGAUCGUCGGCGAUGACGAGAACGAUGACUGGGUCGAACGGUUCAUGAGGGAGGUCGCGCGAGCUGGCGUCCUCCAGGAGGUGAGGCGCCGCAGGUAUUUCGAGUCAACCCAGGAGAAGAAGAAGCGCAAGUCUCGCGAGGCCGCCAACCGCAACCGCCGAAGACGAACUCAGGCUAAGGCUAGACCACCGCCGUUUGAAUGGCCAGAGGAUUUGAAUGAGAUAAGGGAUGAUUUCUCGGAUGACGAUGAUAAUUGGGAACCCUAUGAAGGAGAGCUUCCCUACUGUUAAUUAACAACCAUCGUGUAUUUUAUUGUCCAUUUCGGUUGAAUAAUGCUACUGUUUAUUUAUUUUGUGUUGUCUUUGAAGUGUGUUGAUAUAAGUUUGAGACUUUCAUGGGAUUUCGUUGAGAUUGUACUGAUGACAUCAAUUUGGAAUUUUCACGUUAGUUGCAACAUUUUGGAAGGUGGGUUGAUUGUGUUUUUUUGGCUGAUUAAGCAUGUUCUAUGGUUAGAACUUUUUGUUUUUUUUUUUCACCAAAAUGUAAUUAAUUGAGAAUAUUUUGAAUCAACAAAAAAUACAAGGACUACAAUAGUUUAG
Striga asiatica is the source of this 1143-nucleotide messenger RNA. The record is from the annotation of a GenBank genome assembly. NCBI's taxonomy places the organism in Eukaryota, Viridiplantae, Streptophyta, Magnoliopsida, Lamiales, Orobanchaceae.